Phodopus roborovskii (desert hamster) is the source of this 803-nucleotide messenger RNA. It is a transcript of the gene Yipf7, whose product is annotated as Yip1 domain family member 7. Bases 1 to 771 code for a protein of 256 amino acids. The transcript is spliced from 5 exons. Gene Ontology annotation, biological process: vesicle fusion with Golgi apparatus; endoplasmic reticulum to Golgi vesicle-mediated transport. The record is from RefSeq and is a predicted model, not a curated record. Gene Ontology annotation, cellular component: trans-Golgi network; membrane. NCBI's taxonomy places the organism in Eukaryota, Metazoa, Chordata, Mammalia, Rodentia, Cricetidae.
AUGUCAAACCUGGAAGAGCAUGACAUGGACUUUUACCAAUCUAAUUAUGUCAUUGAUAAUCAGGAGCAAAGUUGUAAUGAUUCUAUUGCUUAUGGAAUUUUUUAUGGAUCUAGAGAAACACAAGCCACUGAGCAGCAGCAUCCUUCCUCUUCUGCUCCUCCAGAGAUGUUCCUGCCAUCAAGUUAUGCAGGGCAGAUCUUCCAGCCAGCAUCUAACUCAGACUAUUAUCCACAAUUUCCUUCAGAUGAUGGUUUUGAUGGAGAGCGUCCUUUGCUAGAAGAACUUGGAAUUAAUUUUGAUCACAUAUGGCAGAAAACAUUGACAGUGCUAAACCCGAUGAAGCCAGCAGAUGGCAGCAUCAUGAACGAAACAGAUCUCACAGGACCCAUUCUUUUCUGUGUGGCCCUGGGAGCCACGCUGCUUAUGGCAGGAAAAGCCCAAUUUGGUUACAUAUAUGGCAUGAGUGCCAUUGGCUGCCUGGGGAUUCACACCUUACUAAACUUGAUGAGUUCUGCAGGAGUGUCAUAUGGCUGUGUGGCCAGUGUACUGGGCUACUGUUUGCUGCCCAUGGUCAUCUUGUCAAGCUGUGCCAUCUUCUUUUCAUUUCAGGGCACCCUUGGAACUGUGUCAGCCCUGCUCAUCAUCACCUGGUGCAGUCUCUCAGCUUCUAAGAUCUUCAUUUCAGCCUUGGCGAUGGAAGGACAACAGCUUCUUGUUGCUUAUCCCUGUGCCUUAUUUUAUGGGUUGUUUGCCCUUUUGACGGUUUUCUGAAGACUGUCUGAUGUGGCUUUACUACAUCCCAC